This is a messenger RNA of Mangifera indica (mango), 1098 nucleotides long. RefSeq names its product ethylene-responsive transcription factor ERF027-like. Gene Ontology annotation, molecular function: DNA-binding transcription factor activity; DNA binding. The record is from RefSeq and is a predicted model, not a curated record. Gene Ontology annotation, biological process: regulation of DNA-templated transcription. NCBI's taxonomy places the organism in Eukaryota, Viridiplantae, Streptophyta, Magnoliopsida, Sapindales, Anacardiaceae. Bases 279 to 938 code for a protein of 219 amino acids. The transcript is spliced from 2 exons.
GCUAAUCACUUUUCCUUCUGUCCCAAAUACGUGUUUCGGUCCACUGCAUCCUCUUCUUACUAUCACAUCACAAAACAUAAUUCUGAGAUAGCAGAAAGUGUAAAAAGUUUCUUCAGCAGCUCUCUGAUUUCUUUGUUCCGCGAAUUCCCCACGGAUUUCCCCAUUGGUUUACUUCUCUCCUUUUAAACCCCCAGUACAAUUUGUAUAAUCAUCAAAUUAUAUAUAUAUAUAUAUAUAAUCUUGUUGUUUUUCAUUAUAAGACACAUGUGGUAUAAUAUAUGGCUGAUUCUGAUCCACCAAACCCAACUAUACAAGUCCCACAAUUUGACUCUUCAUCAUCAUCAUCAUCAGCACUUCACCCAGAUCAGAAUCUCUCUUCUUCUUCAACAACCAGUCGAUCUCCUAGACCCGUUUUGUCGCCAGGUGGGUCAUCGGGGCAACCCAAAGGAAGGCAUCCUAUUUAUCGUGGGAUUCGAAGCCGGAGUGGGAAAUGGGUAUCUGAAAUACGUGAGCCACGUAAGUCUACGCGUAUUUGGCUUGGUACGUAUGCUACUCCUGAAAUGGCGGCCACUGCAUAUGACGUGGCGGCUCUUGCUUUGAAAGGGCCCAAUACGCCGUUAAACUUUCCCAAUAUGAUUCUCUCAUAUCCAAUACCGGCUUCUAGUUCUGCUAGUGAUAUUCGAGCGGCUGCCAGUCAAGCUGCCGCCGCAAAACAAGAGAAGCCAGAUACCGAGUCAACUCCGGAUCUAGGUCCUACAGAGAGUACAAUUUGCAUGGCUCAAGGUGAAUUUGUUGACGAAGAAGAGCUGCUAAAUAUGCCUAAUUUGCUUGUGGACAUGGCAGAAGGAAUGCUUGUCAGUCCACCCAGGAUAAACCCACCGUCUUCUGACGAUUCUCCGGACAGGAGCAAAAGUCAUGGAAAUUCGAAAGUAUCCUAAAAAGGGUUGCAGCGAGGUUGAACGUCGAUUCUCAUAAUUGACAUAAAAACGGUAUGACUCUCUGCAGGAAUUGAGACAUAUUGUUGUUUGUGUUGAGCUUUUACCAUUCAGUUUAUUUGUUAUUUUAAGUGAGUGAAAUUUUUCAACUUUGUGAAACAAA